This is a messenger RNA of Diachasmimorpha longicaudata, 1140 nucleotides long. It is a transcript of the gene Prosbeta7, whose product is annotated as Proteasome beta7 subunit. The coding region runs from base 31 to 804 and encodes 257 amino acids. The transcript is spliced from 5 exons. The record is from RefSeq and is a predicted model, not a curated record. Lineage: Eukaryota; Metazoa; Arthropoda; Insecta; Hymenoptera; Braconidae. Gene Ontology annotation, cellular component: proteasome core complex.
UGACAUUUGAAAUCCUCGGGAAAUACAGCAAUGGCGUCAUUCAGUACCAUGGACACUUUUUCUCCGGCACCUUUUUGGCAAAAUGGUCCAGCACCAGGGGCUAUCUAUAAUUUCCCAGGGAGAGUUGUCAACCAAAAUGCCAAUCCCAUCCAAGUUUCACAAUCUCCAGUAACGACUGGUACAUCAGUCGUUGGAGUGCAGUUCAAGGACGGUGUCCUGAUCGCUGCUGACACCCUGGCGUCCUAUGGAUCACUAGCUAGAUACAGAAGUGUCGAACGUAUCAUGAAAGUCAACGAUAACAUUAUAUUGGGGGCUGGGGGAGACUACGCUGAUUUCCAGUACCUCAAAACCAUGAUUGAUCAGAAGAUUCUUGAAGAGCACUGCCUUGAUGAUGGCUUCACAUUGAAACCGAAAUCUCUGCAUUGCUGGUUGACACGAGUCCUCUACAACCGAAGAUCGAAGUUCGAUCCUUUGUGGAAUAAUUUCAUAAUUGCUGGAUUUGAUAAUGGAAAGCCAUUCAUGGGGACAGUGGAUAAACUUGGAACAGCCUAUGUCGACCCAGUAAUCGCCACUGGCUAUGGUGCCUACAUGGCAACUCCAUUACUUCGCAAAGCGUACGAGGCUAAUCCAGAAAUGAGUGAGGAGGAGGCCGCCCAUCUUCUCCACCAGUGCAUGGAAGUCCUCUACCUCAGGGACGGCAGGUCAUUCCCUAAAUAUCAACUGGGAGUCAUCACGAAGGAGAAGGGCAUUGAAAUAAAGGGACCCAUUGACGUGAAAGGACAUUGGGCCAUCGCUGGAAUGUAAAUUGUUGAAUAAAUUAUUCAAAGUGUUUUCUUGAAUAAUUCGAAUGAUAAUUCAAAUGAUUUCAAAUCUUCACGAAUAAUUUUUUUUAAUUGAUAAAUAAACAUUGAUAAAUACAAAUGCCUUCUAACGAAGGGAACGAUUCUUUUAACGAGUGAGAAUUUCACAACCAGUCUGAGUGAUUAGGACGGUGUGUUCCAUCUGUGCCGUUCUGGCACCGUCAACAGUCACUGCAGUCCAUCCGUCCUCAAGUACUCGAAUUUCACUGUCUCCUUGAGUCAGCACUGGCUCUAUAGUAAAUGUCAUCCCUGGCUGCAUCUCGCCAGCUUCAUCAUUAGC